Trematosphaeria pertusa is the source of this 537-nucleotide messenger RNA. RefSeq lists its product as uncharacterized. Lineage: Eukaryota; Fungi; Ascomycota; Dothideomycetes; Pleosporales; Trematosphaeriaceae. The transcript has 4 exons. The record is from RefSeq and is a predicted model, not a curated record. The coding region runs from base 1 to 537 and encodes 178 amino acids.
AUGAGCUUCGGUUACAGUGUCGGCGAUUUUAUCAAGCUCGUCGAGCCUGCUAACGAGCUCUACCAUCGCUUCGAUGCGCCGCGGCAAUUUCGAUCCAUCUCAGACGAGGGUCGAGGCCUGACAAUAGUGCUGGAAGGUCUGGUCGACAUUGUUGUAGCAUGUCUCACUCUACUCAACGAGCUGAACAAGCAAUUGACCGACUACCCUGAGUUGGAUACCCACUUUGUGGAACUGGGUUCUCUGAAGGGGAGAUUCAGUGCUGCCCGCAAGCGAUUGAAAUGGGAACCAAAGGACAUCGAGGCGCUUAGAGCACGAUUAUCAUCCAACGUCGCAUUACUGAAUACCUUCUACACGCAGCUGAAUUUUGGCUGGUUGAUGGAAUCGAAGACCUUCCAGGAAUGGGCUGCUCAGCACGAACAGACACUGCUCUGUCCUGGUAUCCCUGGUGCUGGGAGGAUCAUUAUUGCCUCCGCAGUCAUCAAUUACAUCUUUGACAGAUUUCCGCAAGUCGAAUCCACCGGCGUUGCGUACAUAUAG